Messenger RNA from Penicillium expansum, 1881 nucleotides. RefSeq names its product Peptidase S10, serine carboxypeptidase. The record is from RefSeq and is a predicted model, not a curated record. Gene Ontology annotation, cellular component: fungal-type vacuole. NCBI's taxonomy places the organism in Eukaryota, Fungi, Ascomycota, Eurotiomycetes, Eurotiales, Aspergillaceae. Gene Ontology annotation, biological process: proteolysis. Gene Ontology annotation, molecular function: serine-type carboxypeptidase activity. The transcript is spliced from 2 exons. The coding region runs from base 1 to 1881 and encodes 626 amino acids.
AUGAUCAUACCUACAAUUAUCGGUGCGGUGCUCUUUUCUGGGCAGGCUUUCGCUCAGUACCCUCCCCCUCCGGAGGGGUUAAAGUGGAUUGAUUCCAAAGUUCUUCUUGGUGUCACGCUCAGUUACAAGAAGGUGCCGGGUAACUUCUGUGACUCGGCGUCAGAAUCAUACGCCGGUUAUGUCAAUUUUCCACCGAAUACGAUGAAGGACGCAAUCCAAGACUUCCCCGUAAGCCUAUUCUUCUGGUACUUCAAAUCCCAGUCGGACCCGGCGACGUCCCCGUUGUCGAUAUGGCUCCAAGGUGGGCCCGGGGGAUCGUCGAUGUUCGGGGCGUUUACAGAAAAUGGUCCCUGCCCUGUAAAAAAUGACUCCCAAUCCACGUACCGCAAUGAGUACGCUUGGACGAAGCAUUCGAACAUGCUCUAUAUUGACCAACCGGUCCAGACUGGCUUCAGCUACGAUAUCGCAACCAACGGAACCUUGGACCUGCUGAGUGGGGAUGUCAUUCCAGAUUCUGACACUCAAGGUCCCUUCAACCAGACCGGAACGUUUAGCAGCCAAACGCUGACGUCCACGGCCAACACCACUGCUAACGCCGCGCGGCAUCUCUGGAACUUUGCCCAAGUCUGGCUUCAAGAUUUCGAUGUCUACAAGGACCAAUCCGAGAACGAUCGAGUCAGCAUUUGGACAGAGUCCUACGGCGGGCGCUACGGUCCCGGCUUCGCGGCGUACUUCCAUCAGCAAAAUGAAAAGAUCACUGCCCCUGACACCUUCACUCCGAUAAACCUGGACACCUUGGGCGUUAUCAACGGAUGCAUUGACCUUCGCAAACAAGAAACAGCUGAUCCGGAUUACGCCUACAACCGAAACACCUUUGGAGUGACUGCGAUUGACAGGACACAAUGGGCUGAUGCAAUCGAGGACUACGAGAAGCCAUCCGGGUGUCAAGACCAGAUCGACAACUGUCUUCAUCUGGCCGCAAAGCACGAUCCCCAUAUGUACGGCAAUGUCACACUGGUCAACAACGCAUGCUUCGACACAAGCACAAAUUGCCAGGCAGAAGUCGAAGCGGCAUACAUCUUCACCAGUAACCGAGGCUUCUACGACAUCGGCCACUGCAGCCUGGACCCAUUCCCCGCCAACUACUUCAUCGGCUACUUGGCCGAGGCCGAGGCCCAACAGGCACUAGGAGUCCCCGUAAACUUCACCCUGAUCUCUAACACAGUUGGGAGGGCAUUCAACCUCACCGGUGACUACGCGCGUCGAGACUCCCUAGGUUACCUCGGGGACAUUGCCUAUCUCCUCGAGCACAAUGUCCAAGUAGCAUUGGUGUACGGAGAUCGAGACUUCGCCUGUAACUGGGUGGGAGGGGAAAGGGUCAGUCUUGACGUACAAUAUGAGUCAUCCACCGCAUUCCAAGCAGCUGGGUACGCGAAUAUCAGCAAUGCCGAUGGCUCAGACGUCUGGGGCCAGGUGCGCCAGCAGGGGAAUUUCUCCUUCAGCCGUAUCUACCAGUCUGGUCAUAUGGUCCCCUCGUAUCAACCGGAAGCUGCUUUGGAGAUCUUCCGGCGUGUGAUGAAUGGCAAGGAUGUGGAGACGGGCGAGGUCGAGAUCACACCCAGCUACUCAACUAAUGGCACCUCGGCAUCCACGCACACAGAUAGGCUACCACCAGCCCCCUCCCCAACAUGCUACCUCUGGGCGCUGAAGGGAACAUGCGCGAAGAAUCAAAUCGACGCUGUCGGGGAUGGAAAAGCCAAGAUCAAGAACUAUAUCAUCACAGAGCCGGAGCAACCGAGUGAUGCUUGUCCGUAUACACCUACCUCUGAUGAUUCUAUAAAUCCUGCAUUAUCAGGUAUUCACUGGCAUCAGGGCUUGUAG